Molecule: messenger RNA, 886 nt
Organism: Selaginella moellendorffii
Lineage: Eukaryota; Viridiplantae; Streptophyta; Lycopodiopsida; Selaginellales; Selaginellaceae
Exons: 3
Coding region: 55-801 (248 amino acids)
Biological process (GO): tRNA wobble uridine modification; protein histidyl modification to diphthamide
Cellular component (GO): cytosol; nucleus
Molecular function (GO): metal ion binding
Source: RefSeq, a predicted model, not a curated record
UUAAUUCUUUAUCAAUGUCUUAACCCUAUUCUCAGCUCUAGUGAGUGUGUGUUUAUGGCGAUUCUUCCAUGGGGGAGGAGCGCGGCGAGGUUCCUCCUUUUGGCGCUAGGCCUGGCGGUGGCGCUGCUGGAAUCGAUCAAUGCGGCCGUGGACACGAACCCGGUGUUCAAUCCGUGUGGCGACACUAGGGUUCAGGUUCUGGAUGGAUUCACGUUUGGAUUGGCGUUCAGCAGCAACUCCUCCUUCUUCCUCGGCCGCUCCCAGCUCUCGCCCUGCGAUCGCCGCUUGAGCAAUCUCUACAGCGGCCGGAUCGCGGCGUUCCGGCCAAGGGUCGACGAGAUCAGCUUGCUCACUGUCAACGAUACCAGCACCCUCAAUGCUGACAAUGGAAACGAACUCUACAUGGUCAGCUACGCGGGGAGCCGAUUCGGUGCCAGAUCCAAGCCACAUUUCGUCGGAGACAACGAGAAGAUCGUCACAAGUUUCACCCUGGUGCUCGAGUUCCGCAAGGGCCGAUUGAUCAACAUGCUCUGGAAGGGCAACGAUUGCAAGUCGUGCUCCGACGGCCGCGACGAUUUCGUGUGCCUCAAGAGCGGCGACUGCGCCGUUCGUCUCUCGCAUUGCAGGCAUCGCGGCGGCCGAGUGGAUUGCAGCAUUGGGAUCACUGUCACCUUCUCUGGGACUGACAAGAACAACGUUGUUCUAAACACCUGGUACCAAGUCGCCAAGCUCCAGCAAUACUCCCUCUACAACCUCUACUCGAAUCUCAAAAGCUCCGUGUGGAGCCAACUCUUCUUCUAGCGUUCUAGCGUUUUCUCUUUUGGUUAUUUGUAUUUUGUGCUUAACAAUGAUAUACUCUAUAUAUCUAACCUACUAUUUGUGCUAA